Messenger RNA from Vicia villosa (hairy vetch), 872 nucleotides. Its product is annotated as organ-specific protein P4-like. The transcript is spliced from 2 exons. The record is from RefSeq and is a predicted model, not a curated record. NCBI's taxonomy places the organism in Eukaryota, Viridiplantae, Streptophyta, Magnoliopsida, Fabales, Fabaceae. The coding region runs from base 94 to 726 and encodes 210 amino acids.
CACGUGUUAUCUCAUUUCUAGCUAUAAAUAAGUGAUCAAGUAGUAAUAGAAAUCAUUCAUCUAAAAACUAAAAUCAUAGUUUGAUUCUCAAAGAUGAGACCUGCUCUUGCUUUAUUGCCUCUCUUUCUUCUCUUGAUCGUAGCAGUUGUGGAAUCAAGAAAAGAUGUAGGAGAAUAUUGGAAGCUGGUAAUGAAAGAGCAAAACAUGCCAGAAGAAAUUCAAGGACUUCUUGACGCAAACAACAAAAAUAAUUUGAAGACUUUGAAGCAAUCAUUUGAUGAUAAGGAAAAGAAGAACACAGUUAAAGAUUUCGAACCAAGACCAAAUAUUUCAGCAUAUGAAGACGAAGACGUUGAUGUUGAAGAAAAGAAGAUAGGGGUAGAAGAUUUCGAACCAAGGCCCAAUGUUUCAGCAUAUGGAGACAAGAGCAUUGAUGCUGAAGAAAAGAAGAAAGGAGAAGAAGAUUUUGAACCUAGGCCCAAUAUUUCAGCAUAUGGAGACAAUGGUAUUGAAGAUAGUAAAAAGAAUAAUGUUGACCAAGAUUUUGAACCAAGACCAAAUAUUUCUUCUUAUGGAAACAAUGAUAUAGGCAAUAAGGAAAAGGAAAAAGCUGUAGAAGAUUUUGAACCAAGACCAAAUAUUUCAGCUUAUGGAAACAAUGACAUUCAUGCUGAAUUCAAAGAGGAUUUUGAGCCAAGACCAAGUCUUACUAAAUAUGAUGCAUAAAUGUAAUAGAAAGCAACUUCAAUCUACCUAUGAUGGAGUAUAUUUAAAUAAGAUGUUGCUGCUUCAUGCAUGUUUAAUGAUUAGUAAGUAUGUGUGAUGUAUUUUAUGUAUUUAAGCUUUUUCAAUAAUUGUUGUAUUCUUGUCAA